AGAGGGAGCGGAGGGGGAAUCUGGAUCAGCCAUUGCGAUCUCCACGCCGAUCAGCCUUGGCAAGAACCUGCCCGGGUCUGGACUGGGCUGGGAUCGGUUUCUUGGAGGAAGCGACUGAAAUAGCCGAGGAUCCACGCGCAGAACUUGCUGAGCAUUCAUUGGCUCCGGAAGACUCUCGCUCGGCGAGGGAUCCCCCCCCUUUCCCUCGCCUUCUAACCCAGCUGAUUAACUGACCGGAUCGCCUCAGUUGCCUUCCCUCCUUCCUACACGGAACUAUCCCGGUGGACCUCAGAGCCGGAGAAAAGUCCCAGGAUUCCAAGACCAGCACUAGGUUGCAACCCUAAAUGUCCAGGAAUUUCCCAUCCUGGAGCUGGCAACCAUAAUGGUGGCUAAUUUCAGCUGAUGGAUUAGCAGAAUAGCAGAAGCGUGGAUGUGUCACAACAGCUGGUGCGGUGUAUUGGCUAAGACACUGGGCAACAAACCAGGAAGUCCUUUGCUGUGAACACACUGGGUGACUUCAGGAUGGUUCCUCCCCCACCCAUUAACAAGCCCCAUGUCUGCCUCUCCACCACACUCAUCAUGAGCAGCAUGGUGCUGAUGGAUGCCUACCUGGUAGAACAGAAUCAGGGCUCCAGGAAGCUAGGAGUCUGCAUCAUGGUGUCAGUGGGGGACAUCUGCUUCCUGGUUGUGCUCAGGUAUGUGGCAGUAUGGGUUGGGGCUGAAGUGAGGACUGCCAAGCGAGGCUAUGCCAUGAUCCUUUGGUUCCUGUAUGUCUUUGUGCUGGAGAUCAAAGUCUACUUCAUCUACCAGAACUACAAAGCAGAUCGUAAAAGCUUGGACCUCAUUGCCCGCAAAGCCUUGACCCUCCUGUUGUCCAUCUGCAUCCCAGCCCUCUAUGUACUGCUAGUGGCCACAGAGCACAUGGAGUAUGUCAGGACGUUCAAGAAGAAGGAGGACCUGCGCAACCGUCUUUUCUGGGUUAUUGUUGACAUGUUGGAUGUGCUGGACAUCCAGGCCAAUCUCUGGGAACCCCAGAAGAAAGGGCUGCCCAUCUGGGCCGAAGGCCUGAUGUUCUUCUACUGCUACAUCUUGCUUUUGGUCCUCCCUUGUGUCUCACUGUGUGAGAUUAGCAUGCAAGGGAUCAGUAUCGUGCCACAUCGCAUGAUGCUCUACCCAAUGUUGAGCAUGCUUACCAUCAAUAUCACCACCAUCUUCAUCAGGGGAAGCAAUAUGGUCUUCUUCAGGGACAUCCGAGUCUCUGGCAUCUUCAUGGGGAAGAACGUCCUGGCCAUCGUACUCAAGGUCUGCAUGUUUGUGCAGUACAGGAAGCAUCUGCUCUAUAUGCCAGCAGGAUCCAGCACAGCAGAGCCUCAGCACAACUCCACUUCUCAGCCACAGCCUGCUGUGCAUCUACUGAAACCCCAGAACCAGACUCCCUGUCCCGAAGGGCUGGCACAGGAGAACACAUGACAUGCUGUGUUCUUUGUUUGCCCCGCCAAGUGACGAGUAACACUUUUGUCUGUGAUCAUUUGGAUCAAAUGCAAAGAGGAACACCGUCUAUGGAGCCCCAUGG
Eublepharis macularius is the source of this 1573-nucleotide messenger RNA. Its product is annotated as transmembrane protein 121-like. NCBI's taxonomy places the organism in Eukaryota, Metazoa, Chordata, Lepidosauria, Squamata, Eublepharidae. The transcript is spliced from 3 exons. Bases 523 to 1470 code for a protein of 315 amino acids. The record is from RefSeq and is a predicted model, not a curated record.